AGCAGGAGCAAAGGAAUAUAGCUGUUAUAUCUUGAAGUCUGAAUUAGUACUUCUCUCUUUUUUUUGGCACACAAACAUGGUUCUUUAAUAUUAAAUAUGCAAGCUUGGACACACAAGAUAAAUCUAAAAGAUGAGGGAGACAGGGAAGCAUCACCUCAUCUUACUUGAUUUACUACACAUAUAAGUUCUACAUUUACUCCAAUUUACAGUGUUAUUAUCAUUCUUAUUCAUUCCCGGCAUAUAUUGCUUCAUAUAUUUUUCCCAUUUAUUCCAGUGCUUGGAAAAUAAGUUUAUCUUAAAAUUUCUUUCAAUUCACACAAACUCGGGCAUUUUAGCCUCUACGCAUAAAUAGAUAGAACAAAUACAUAUCCCACAACUAACCGUGCACUAAUAAUUAUAUUUUGUUGUUCUAUUUAUGACAAAAACAAUGGAAAACAGUUGUAAAAAUUGGUGGGUAGAUGAUAGAAAGGGUUUGUGAACUAUUGUUGUAUAACAGACAUUUUCAUACCAUCUGGCCUGAAGCAGUCACUAACCCUUUAGAACAAUCCUGAUAUCCUGAUUUCCUCCAGUGAUCAAUCAGGGGUCCUGUGACUGCUUCACUACCCCCCCUCUGAUUGGGAACUCUUAGUCUUUUGUUUCUGCUUUCGUCCAGUAAAAAAAGAGGACAGAUAAGAUAUAGGCAGGUAUUGCAUUUUCUCCUCGAUGCAAGCAUGUUGGAACAGUUGCUUCAGAAACAAAGAUAGAAAUCCUGACUGACUCUGCAGGUAAAGACAAAUUUCUGUACAUUUACUUUGUUUAUUCCUAAGAUGUAACUCAGUUUAUUCCAAGAGUCCAACUGUGAAUUGUUCUUUUUUUAUCUUGCAGGUAUCAUCUGUCUUUUUUUGGUGGCACUCAAGACUUUCUCCAGGUUCUUGCUUUUAUAUGAAAAUUUUCAAGAUACAGAGAAGGACUUUUGCUUCCACAACAAAAAUGUCUUUUUUCUUUGAGCUGCUGAUACUGAUGCUGGUGGUAACCCCCACCAGAGCUCUCCAGCACAUAAAAUUCCCAGACGUAAAAAGAGACGACAGAAACAUUUUCCUGACCAUGGCGUGGCAAGUGGCCAACCACCUGCGCCCAAACUCCAGCUGCUACGUCUGCGGCCUGAUGCCCUACACAGCUGGCGAGGGUUUACCUCUCAUGGUCCUGCCCGCCUCGGACUGCGACACGUGCCACCUGAUGCAUAUUCAUCAGCCCAGCUCCUAUUCUCACCCCGACUGCCCGAGUUUGAAAAUGAGACCACUUGACUGUGCGAGAGGACGUGGAAACUGCAACAGAUGUCUCCAAACCCCCAAACCGGUUCCCAUCUUUGUCCUCCCUCAGAGGUUCACUUGGUGUUUGGAGAACAAUGGCCAUGUUCCAGUGGGACAAUCGGACUGCCUUCGCACGUUUAAGUGGGGCUCAGGACAAAGUGAAAUUGACUGGAAAGCUUUUAAUGCCGCUCCCCAUCAGUGUCUGGAUGCAGCAGGAGCGACUCACAUGAAUGCUUUGGCCUACCGCACAGCCACCUGCUCUGUCUCCUCUCCUGUUGGCAUGUACUGGGUGUGUGGGACCCUCGCUUACCCCUAUCUUCCGGUGGACUACAAUGGACGCUGUGGCCUGGGAUACGUGGUCCCAGCAAUGAGGGUGACGCACUCCCUGCCGCAGAAAACUUUUCUCAAGCGAGCACGGCGUGGAAUUUCCGAUUUUCUCGGAACACACAAUCAGUCGCCUUUUAAAAAUGCUCUUGGCACACUUCUUCCUUUUUACGGAGUCAUGUCUGCUUUAGAUCAGAUUGCUGCUCUGUCCAAGGCUGUAGAAGUGAUAGCUAACGAAACUGGUAAGGCCCUCACACUCAUGUCGAAUGAGCUCGCCUCCGUUAGACUUCUAGCUUUGCAGAACCGAGCCGCCCUGGACUUUCUCUUAGCCGCUCAGGGAGGAACUUGUGCCGUCAUCGGAUCUGAAUGCUGCACUUUUGUUCCUGAUUACAACAUCACAAUCCAUGAAAUAGUCAACCACCUUCAAGAAACAGCGAAAUCCGUUCAUCAGGAAGGAAGCUCCAUGUUUGACUUUUUAAAACAAGUCUUUGAAUCCCUCAGCCAUAAUGUCAUUCAGGUACUUCUUGUUGUGGUUGUUUGCAUCGUCGUGUUGUCGCUCUUUGUGUCAUGUAUGAAAAAAUUCUUGUGCAGGUAAAGGAAAAGGAUAAUAAAAUUCUCACUGUCUUGUGAAAAGAAAUAACUGGUAAUUUGUCAAAUAUUUAGUAUCAAUGUAACUCCUCCCUCUUGCACACAGGGCGUGAUGGGGCCUCUGCUUCUGAGGUUUAGAGACAUAAUCCUGAAAAACUGAAUUAUUUAAGAUGUUUAAUAAAUAUCACAAUUAAACAUGUGACUUUUCAAUAUUUACACUUUUGUAUUAAGAUUGAAGUAUAUAGCAAUUUAGUUGCAACACUUAUAUUGCUUUACUUUUUGUAUUUAGUUGACUUGUCACAGUCAGGUUUUCUGAUGGGUUCCUGUAUGUAUUUUAAUUAUGUAAAAUAUGAAAAAUGUCGUCCACAAUAAAAUAUUUAGCAAGGUACAAGGCAGAGAGCGGAAAAACAGCAAAUUACAUAUUAAUAAAAAUCCACUGGCAAUACACCUUCAAAUUAAAGUUGCUUUUUCUGCUGGACAUGGAAAUAAUUGAUUUUACUUUUUUCUAAAUUAACAUAUAUCACCAUGAAAUUAUGAUUCUAUGUCCACUUUUCUUUGCAAAAUUGGCUGUUAGUAUAAAAAACUAAUAAAUUGUAUGUUUUAAUUGGCAAAAAUAACCACUUUGCAGUAAAUCUACAAUUAGAAGACUUUUGGUAAAAUAUGCAAACACUUCAUUUUGCCAUGUCUUAUUAAAUCAAGCUGAAAAAGGACCAAAGUUCAACUUGAUUUUAUAUAAAGAAAGUAAAAGUUGUUUUUUUUUUUCAUAGAUCCAAAAUAAGACAUUAUUGUAAAACAGCUCAACAGGAAAACAAUUUGACCUAAGCUAAAUUUUAAAAGGUUUUCAUGUACACACAGGGUCUUUCCUGUUAAUCAUGUU
Messenger RNA from Poecilia reticulata (guppy), 3078 nucleotides. NCBI's taxonomy places the organism in Eukaryota, Metazoa, Chordata, Actinopteri, Cyprinodontiformes, Poeciliidae. The record is from RefSeq and is a predicted model, not a curated record.